Suillus plorans is the source of this 678-nucleotide messenger RNA. RefSeq lists its product as uncharacterized. The transcript is spliced from 2 exons. The record is from RefSeq and is a predicted model, not a curated record. The annotation marks the transcript as partial. Lineage: Eukaryota; Fungi; Basidiomycota; Agaricomycetes; Boletales; Suillaceae.
GUCUUGGAUAACUGGAGCGCUCGAGAGCUGAUUACCUUCGCUAGCCGCGAAGUUGCCGAUGAAUGGUGGCGUGCUGUGUCCACUUCCCCCACUAAUUUCGCGAACAGCAUUCAGCGUGUCAAUGCCCAGUUCUACACACAUAACACAGGCAUGGCCAGCGCUAGUGAAUCCCUCGUCACGAAUGGGGUUGCGUCCCAAUUCCUUGGGAAAGUGUUUUUCACCUUGCUGAGCGACUUAAACCUAAGUCAUCGUGGGUUGAACAUUAUCCCGCCCCUUGGUCAUUUCGUUGACCACAUUAGCGGGAACUCUUUUUUCAUUCGGUCUAGAGUCACUCCUUACGACUAUUGGUACUGUCCCCAAUCGUGUAACGCGAACACUGCGGUCUAUGCUUCGCGCACCGAACGCACUCGCUUCACUGUUAGUCGCACCGACAGAGGCACUGCAGGGACCGUCAUGAUUGGUUCUGACAAGAUCACCGUCACGUUGACCACCGUCAAUCUGUCCGUUGACGUCGACGCCAGCACUGGUCAUGCAAUUCUUUCACCUGAUCCUCAGUCGGAGUUGACAUUUAGUGCACUUUUGAGCAACUUUACCGUUGGGUCUACCUUGUUUGAGAACGAUGAGAGGGUGAAGGAGCUCCUCUACACGGAGAAUGGGGAGGAGUGGGAACUCGCUUGA